Molecule: messenger RNA, 9560 nt
Organism: Dromiciops gliroides (monito del monte)
Lineage: Eukaryota; Metazoa; Chordata; Mammalia; Microbiotheria; Microbiotheriidae
Gene: SETD7
Product: SET domain containing 7, histone lysine methyltransferase
Exons: 8
Coding region: 511-1608 (365 amino acids)
Biological process (GO): regulation of DNA-templated transcription
Cellular component (GO): chromosome
Molecular function (GO): histone H3K4 monomethyltransferase activity; protein binding
Source: RefSeq, a predicted model, not a curated record
CCGGCGAGAGGGACCAGACUUCUGGGAAGGGACAGGGAGCUGUCAAUCAGCGAGGGAGCGAGCGCACCAGCACCGGGUGAUGUCAGCGGAUCAGCUGCUCGUUAACAAAGAAGGGGAUAUUUACAGGACAAAGUUGCAGCAGCAGCGAGGGAAGCUACAGCGAGACUCCCGGAGCUCGGCAGCGGUCAGGAGAAAGUGGAUGCAGGGGUCUGAGCUGACCUUAGGGGAGCCCAUAGCUGCAAAAGAAGGAAAAGACAUUGGGAAAAAGGCUGGAAGGGGACGGCCGGCCAACUGCUCCUCCUCUUCCUCCUCCUCCUCCAAACUCGCUGGGCUGAACCCAAGCUCUAGCUGAGCAACCGCGGCGGCCCCGAGCUCCCGGAGGAGCAGUAGGAAAAGGGGGAGAAGGGAAGAAGGCAAACAGGAGCAGCCGAGCGGCCGCUCUCGGUCCUCGGUCCCGACCCCCAGCCCAGAGAAGAGCCUGCGCUGGGCUGGGCUGCGCUCUCCGCCGCCAUGGAUAGCGACGACGAGAUGGUGGAGGAGGCGGUGGAAGGGCAUCUGGAUGAUGAUGGGUUACCACAUGGCCUCUGCACAGUCACCUACUCCUCCACAGACAGAUUCGAGGGGCACUUUGUCCAUGGAGAAAAGAAUGGCCGGGGAAAGUUUUUCUUCUUUGAUGGAAGCACACUGGAAGGGUAUUAUGUAGAUGAUGCCUUACAAGGGCAAGGAGUAUACAGGUACGAGGAUGGAGGAGUCCUCAAGGGCACCUAUGCAGAUGGAGAACUGAAUGGACCUGCACAGGAGUAUGACUCAGAUGGGAGACUGAUCUUCAAGGGACAAUACAAAGAUAAUAUUCGGCAUGGGAUUUGCUGGAUAUAUUACCCAGAUGGAGGUACUCUGGUAGGUGAAGUUAAUGAAGAAGGGGAGAUGACCGGAGACAAAAUAGCUUAUGUGUACCCUGAUGGAAGGACCACUAUUUAUGGGAAAUUCAUAGAUGGAGAGUUGAUAGAAGGAAAAUUGGCUAACAUGUCAAUUGAGGAAGGAAAGCCCUACUUUGAACUGGUACCAGGAAGUUCUGUCUACCAUUUUGAUAAGUCGACACCAUCCUGCAUUUCUACAAAUCCUCUGCUUCCUGAUCCUUAUGAGUCAGAGAGGGUUUAUGUCGCUGAAUCACACAUUCCCAAUGCUGGAGAAGGACUGUUUUCUAAAGUAGCAGUGGGACCUAACACAGUUAUGUCAUUUUAUAAUGGAAUCCGAAUUACACACCAAGAAGUGGAUGACAGAGACUGGGACCUUAAUGGAAACACACUCUCUCUUGAUGAUGAGACGGUCAUCGACGUGCCUGAGCCCUACAACCACGCAUCCAAGUACUGUGCCUCCCUGGGACACAAGGCCAAUCACUCCUUUACACCUAACUGCAUCUAUGAUGUGUUUGCACAUCCACGUUUUGGGCCCAUCAAAUGCAUCCGCACCAAACAAGCAGUGGAGAGAGAUGAAGAGCUCACUGUCGCCUACGGAUAUGAUCACAACCCUCCUGGAAAGAGCAUGCCAGAAGCCCCGGAAUGGUAUCGAAUGGAAUUGAAGGUCUUCCAGGCUGCCCAGGAGAAGUGAAAUACAAACUCGGCUCUUUGGUUUAUUGACCUGGAGUAGAAAUUUGGAUCUAUGCACUACAUUUAUACUGAAAACUGGAUAACCAGGGACUGAUCAUGCUGUUACAUCAUAUCCUCUCACUCUGUGUUAGCAAUGAGUUUCUUGCAUACUAACUAGUUUUGACUCUAUUACUCAUGCUAGGUUUAAAAUUAGCUAGCGUUACAACAACACCUGAUUGGGAGGUAUUAUUUAAUAUUUUGCCUAAGACAGCGUGAUGUCCUUUGGGUAUUUAGAAUCUAAGUCUGCACCAUAUUCAGAGAUGCCAAAUGAUUUGACUGAAAAAAAGGGAAAUGGGGUUUUUUGGUCUUUUUUUUUUUUUUUAGUUAGAGGUUUUCCAUGAUGCUAUUUCCAUGGCCAAUGUCAAUGGUGUGAUUACACUUUUGCAUAUAUGCCACAGUGGAGAUUAGAGGAUUAUUACACUUGGGUAUUCUCUAAACAUAGCAUAAUUUGCCUUUUAACCUUUGAUCUGUAUCUUUGCAAAAGAAUGACUUUGUUUUUCCUAGUGUACAGAAGAAGCCUGGGUUUUUUUUGAGUCAUUUCCCCCUUUCUUAGAAAUCUCCUGCAAGGGAAUAACUUUUCUAAAGGAUUUUGUGUGAGUGGCUGUGUAUAGAUCUCUAUGGCGCUCUCUCUAUAUCUAUCUAUCUAUCUAUAUCAUUGUUUCCUUCUUACAUCCUGAUAUAAAUAACUGGUUCUAGGAGCCAGUGUAUUUUAUAGAAUUAAUAUCCUUGCAUGAAAAUGAAGAGCUCUUUGCUUUAAGACAGUAAGAGGAAUGGAUUGGACUUACUUGCAUCAAGCUGUGGGAGAUUUCUAAUAUGUAUAUUCAGAAAGGAAGAGGGGAGAGGAAUUAACACCUGGAAGCAGCAAUCUGGGGCCCAUGAUCUGUAUGGGAUCUUUAAUAGUGCUGUAAAUCUUUCCCUCCUUGUGAGCCCUAGUAUAACUUAGAGUUAUAGAACAUGAGACCUUUAAACAGCAGGCUUAUUUGGGGCAUAGUAUAUUGAAUGCCAUGUUCAAAAAGCAGCCCUGAGUCCCCAUGUGGGAUGCAAAAAAGGGUUAGGGGUUGGCUUUUUAAUGAAAAUAACUAUGGCACAAACAUUGAUCUCUAGGUUCAGUGUAGAAUCUUAAGGCAAAAGCUCUUCACCAUUGUGUUUGCAAAUUACUUACCUGUUUCAAUGCAUUGUACAACUUGUGAAUCAAAAAUAAUACAUUAUAGUCAAAGCUAUUAGCAUUUCAGCCACUCUGCAAGCCAUAUAUACGUUAAAAAAAAUUGCAGAAACAAACAAAAAAAAAAAAACCUCUGUGUAAGGUAGCUAUUUAGGUCUAUACUAUGACUUGGAUUGCUCUGAAUGGAUUUAUAGGUUUGGGGGGAUUUGGGUUUGUUUUUCAACUGCUUAAACACAGCUAAAGUAUAGCAAUAUCUGCUUCAGACUGCUUGGGCCAUGCCAGCAUUCCAUUUGACACAGGUCUCUAGGGCAGCGGUGCUUCUAAUUUUCAAAGUGUCACUGUUGGAAACUGACACCCAACUGGUCCGCUUAGGCAUCUAGUUAGGAUAGAUAAAGAUUCUGAGUGGUAUCAGAGAGGGAGCUAUUUGUUGAUUGGAAGAUGGCAGGGGUAUGUGGUGGAUAAAGAGGUGAAAUCAGCCUUUGCUAUUUCAAAUCAAAUCUUAGAUUACUCAUUACCAUAUACACUACUACAUAUUAUUGGACUUGAUUGAAGGCCCCGUGCCUUUGGUUCAGUUCUCCUCUGGCCGCAGAGCUUGUUCUAUUCAGGUCUUGCUGUCAUGGCUUGUGCAGAGGCAGCCUCUCUCCUCCCCACCAUCCGUGCCAGCAUGCUUCCCAGGGUGCUCAUCCUGAGCUAGGGCUAUUAACACAAGACCCCAUGGUUCCAGAGCUCAGUCAGACCCAGGUGGUUCUCACUAUUUUUGCUCAUAGAUGGUGGGCAUUCCAUAAACAAGUACUUAAUGAGAGAGUGAAUUUGAUGCUUAUGCAUCCGGGAGAGUUGGCAAUGGUGAAUCAAUCCUCCUCUGCACUGCCAUAGAUCAGCCAGGAAGAAGAAUUGAGUAACCUGCAUAUCUUUCUGAUCAACAAACACCAAGGAAGAGGGUGAGAAUGACCACCACUCUGGGGAAAGACCCCAUUCCAUAAACUGUGAUAGAGGGGACAGUGUUUCUUGGACUUACACACUGGUUGUCCUCAUGGUGCUCAGGUUUUUAUACAAGUGAAUGUUUUUGAAGGUGAGUGAUCUUUCUUUCUGGGCAGUUAGCAAAAGCAAACUGGAUUUAGUUAUCCCAGUCAUUUGAAUCACAGAAUGAUGAACAAUCUGGGUCAGGACAGAGGAACCUCUAGCCAGGGAGGGUAGCUCUAGCCAUUGAUUUGAUGAUUGUGUUCCUCAGGGUGAUAUUGCCUUGGUCGUUGCCACUGCAAGAGAUCAUUUCUCCCCCAGUGGAUUGCUCUGGUUAAGCCAUUCAACAUGGAGCCUCUAAAGGGUAAAGGAUAAAGGAUUAGAGUAAGUGACAAGCUAUAAAAAGCAUGUAUUAUAGGGGAAAGCCCUGGAUCUUGAGUCGGGGGAUAUGGGUUCAAAUCCUGACCAUGGUAUUUGCUAUUUGUGUGACCUCAGGAAGGUUACUUAACUUUUCUGAGCCUCAGCUUACUCUUCUAUUAAAUGAAAGGGUUGAAUUAGUUGAUCUCUCUAAGGUCCCUUCCAUCUCUACAUCUGAUAGGUUACAUCACUCCAAAGUUAAUAUCCCAAUCAAUCAUUAUGAUCUGAUGCUCAUAUGAAAAUUGAUCAUCUCCUUGGCCCUAUCUCCUUCUCUCUACCUCUCUCUCCCUACCUCUGUCUCUGUCUUCCAGGAGAGUUUGAGAUAGAGCUGUAGGUUUGGAAGGGACCUCAUUAUAGAUGAGAAUUAAGACACGGAGUGACCUGCUUGAAGUCACAGGACUUAAGGUCUCAGAGACAAGUGGCAGAACCAGGACUUUGACCUGUGGUCUUCUGCCUCCAUUCCCCGUGCACUUUGUAUUAUAUACACAGCAUCUCUCACCCACUGGCGCUUCCCUUCUCCUUCCCCUCCCCCUCUGUAUUCUCUCUCUGCUUUGUAUUAUAUCACAUGUGUAUACAUAGACAAAGCUGGGACAAGGCAUCUGGGUGCUUUUGGGGGGGUAUGAAAAUUAUAUGUUACCCCCUGAGUUUUCCUGUUUAGCAAAGGGACAGGAAAACUUCCUUCCCUGAAACACAAAUACAAAUUGAUUUUCCAGAAAAUAAAAACCUACAUGCUAUGGAGAGUGGAACUUUAUGGCAUUAAAAGCAUGUGUAUUUGUAAAAUCUGAUAUUCCCCAAAAUCCCUAAUUGUAACCCCUACAUGUUCACAUCCUGGGUGACAACCUGUCUUGCCUACCCCUGGUCCCAUCUUUGUGAAUGUGCAUGCAGUACAAGUCCAUCAGUUUCCCUCUGCUUCCUCUUUCCUUUCUGCUGUCUUUCCUUCCUUUUGUCUCUUUUUCCCUUUCUUUCCCUCCCUUAUUGCCUCUUCCACUAAACUAGACUUACUGGUUACUAUUUUAUAUUCCUUGUUUUUCCUGUUUAAGGCAGGUGAGUCAAUCAUUGUAUUUUGUUGCUUUGGAUAAGCUGAAUGUGAGGGGUGUGUGUGUGUGUGUGUGUGUGUGUGUGUGUGUGUGUGUGUGUGUGUGUGUGUCCCUUUAUGCAUGAGGGGAAAGGAAAUACUGCCAGCCCUCACCUAGGUUUAUGUGAAAUGUGUUCAUCUAUAUCACUAUUUACUUUCUGAGCAGGCCCCUUCUGAGAGCACUCUGGAAGAAUAGAAGUCUAAUUUCUAAUGGACAGAUGAUUGGGGUCAAAGUCUUGAUGGUACGAUAUAGACCAUAAGGGGUCCCUGACCUAUGUGUUGGCCAGACUAUAUCACUGACCUUUCUCAGUGGCUUUCCUCAUUUUGUUGCCCAGGGCAUUUGGUGCUGAUUGUUGGCAAACAAGGAAUGGCUACCUAAAGAUUAGUCUGUCUGUAUUGACUCUUCACCCUGCUUUUUCCUUCAGUGUUGCAAUAGAUGCAACUUCUUGCCUCGUUUUUCUGAUCUGUUCCUCACCACCCUACCACCCUAGCAGCCUGUCUCUGCUAUGGGAUUCAGUUUAGAGGCUGCACCUCACUGAAGAAAAACAAUUUUUCCACAACAGCUUAGUAGUAAGCAUGGAGGGUUGUAGGUUUUAAGGCAUUGUUUUUGAAGUUUUUGUUAAGUCUUCCUUGGAGGCAAAAACUCUGCAGAAAAAGCCUGGCUUUGGUUCCCUGUCUUCCAAUCUAUUCUUUUUGGGCUCUUUAGUCCAAGAAACUUGGGCACUUUAAGUCAUUUUUAGACUUGGAGACUAGGCAUCUGUAAAAAUGUAGGGUUUUGCCCAAAAUCUGGAUUGGAUUUCAUGCUUUCUGUAUGUAGGUGAAGAAGUUGGCGGUGUAGAGGUUCCCAGGAAAGAAUGUAUGUUCUAGGCCUAGAUUUUUCCUAUAGUUAUCUAAUCUCCAUGUUUGCCCCCACUGAAACUGGGCACACAUGCAUGUAUAUGGUGCUGGGGAGGAGAGCAAGGAAAGAACUUGGCCUUAGUUUGUUCCAGAAGCAUAAUAUAGGGAAGAAGCUUGGAAAGUGUGAGGAGUGACGCAGAAGAGACUGGACAAGGAAGGGGGCUAGAUCGGGUUCCUUCCCCAGUAUCACCGAUGCAAGGAUUUCAAAGAUUAAAGGUGGAGGGCCCAAAGGGACAUCUUUGUGCUGACAAAACAACUUGAGAUCUUGUAUGUGCUUAGUUCUGGACUAGCCUCAAGGAGCUUUGAUCACCAUGAGUCUCAGCCUGACUCUUCUGCAUGCCUCUUUUCUCAGCAUCUUCUCAACCCAUGGUGACACAGUAGCUUUGGUUAGCAUUUGAUCAGAACUAAUCUGCAGAGACAUCCCUAAAUGGUAUUUGAGUUGACUAAUUUGGGAAGGAAAAGCUUGAUUAAUAGAAAGAUCCCAGAUGAAAGAAACAGAUUAAGACCUGAGUUUUUGGUUUGGGGGUUGGGUUGUUUUUAUGUUUUUUUUGUAUGUUUGUUUGCUUGCUCUGUGACUUGCUUCACCCCUGGUCUACCUAAGAAACUUAAGAAGAAAAUCAGUUUUUAAAAACCCCUUUAGGAAAUCAGAUCAGGACCAGAGAUGUGUUCUGGGAUGCCUGAAACAUGGAAAAACUCUUAUCUUUGUAAUGUUAACAACCUGAAAAUACCACCAAGGCUAAUUUCAUUAUAAUUGUUCAGGUUGUUGCACAGGGUAAUAGCAAAGUUUCAUAUAUAUCUUCACAAGUAUACAUGUAUCUUCACAUACAUACAUGUGUUAUAUUUUUAAAAGAAAGGUGAUGUGGCCUAGUGGAUAGAGACUGUAGUCUUGUAGUCAGGAAGACCUAGGUUCAAGUCCUUCCUGGUUUUCCUGUCUCCAAGGUCAUAUCUCUACCCACUAGACCAUGAUAUAUCACCACACCAAGUCUCUUAACCUCUUCGAACCUCAAGCAACUCUUUGAGUUGCUGAUUUGCAUGGGUGGAGGGAGUUAGCACACUGGGUGUUUCCUAUGCUGAUGGUCCAGACCAAGGAAAGGUUUGCAACUCCCCUGGGAGAACAUAUUGAAAAUAUUCAGGUAGAAAGAGUAGACAUCUGCUUUUAGAAAGCCAGUCAUUCACCUAAAUUUCAAUCUGAAAAGUAAGGAUGAUUUCAAACCAAGGUAUUUAUUUUUCUAUAGUAAAUGAUUCAAAAAUAAACAAGCCAGCUCACCAACCAACAGAAAGCUGGUGUCACAAGAUCUCUUACUUGUAUAUUUACCUUCCACAGAUCAAAGGUGUGCAAUUUUUUCAAAGGAUUUCCAUUUGAAGCUCCCCAGUAAGAUUCUUUCUUCUUUUUUCCCUGUUAUAAAUUUGAAUUUCCUGGUUUGCUUUUUUGUUUUGUUUUUAGAAAAUUAUAAAAUUUUAAUACACAUUUUAUUUUUGUGAGCAUAAGGAUACACAUUAAAAGCAAUUAAAAUAUUCAAGCCAUACAUCCACAGGUGUGGGGAACACUUUCCACAAAUUUUAAUGCAUUUGUAUGUAAAUAGAUGUUUGUAUGAGAUAUUUUCAUGGUAGAAUGAAUAUAUUUAAAUGAAAUUGAUUUAUUCCAGUGCUAUUUAAAAAAAAAGAUAAAGUUUUGUGAGGAUCUUCUGAGUGCAUUAGCAAAGAAUACAGAACAAUUUUAUAAACAUCAGGAGCCUAAAAAAUAUUCUAAGUAGCAGCGACUUCUCAGUUGUUAAUAUCUGCUAUUGAAGAAGCUAAUGGGCUCCAUUUCCCCCAGUGCCUGAGUUCCCUCUGGGUAGUAAAUUAGGGGCUGAUGGAGUUAUAUCACUCUUCAGUCACUAAAGGGUCCUAAAAAUCAAUCAGAGCCAUUAGGGCAAAUGGUGUGAUUACCCUGUGUGGCAGCAUCUUCUUAGGGCAGCAUCACUGGACUCCACAAGUGGGUGUUGGAAGCCUGGAAAUGCAUUUUCCAGCGGCUAUUAACCUCCAUCCCUACUGCCCAGGCACAGACCCAGUUAGGUUGCUCUUAGUGAAGAUCAGGUUAAGCCUCAUUCUCAGGGUGGGGAGAUCCCCAAAGUUCUGUCGAUAGCUCCUGCAUACAGAUCUUCACCCUCCAGAAGGAGGGGCUGGAGAAAGAGCAGGCAGCAUCAACCAGCAUUUUACAGAAUGGCGAAUUACCUAAUCUCAGUUCUGGAGUGAAUGCAUUUUCCUGAACUCCUAACUUACUACCAGAGAGACACCUAUUCAGACAGGAGGAGAAUCUUGCCCCUUCUGUAUGGAACAUUAUGCACUCACAGUUGUUUGAAGUCAUUUUAAUAUUAAGACCAGUCGCAUUUCUAGGACAUACCUCUCAACUAUCCCUCAAAAAUGAGAGUAAAAUUUUGUUACCAUGGAUUAUCAAGACUUGAGUUUUCUUAAUGGUGCCUCUUGGAUAAAAUAAAAUGAAGAAUUUUGUUAUGAUUAAUUUCCAAUGUAUGUGCACACAUCCUAAUGUGGAUUUAAGUGGUUCAAUUUUUUGCUACUAUAAUUUUUGAUUCUAACAUGAGAAAACUCCCGAGCACAGAGCCAUAACUAGGAUGGAGUAGUGGUGCUUUGACCCAGAGCAACAAAAUUUGAGUUUGGCGCUUAAUUAACAAGAACAAUAAGUUAGAAGAGGAUGGUAACUGGCAGCAUCUUUUCCCCAACACUAACCAAUACAUCCCAAUUGAGCCCCCUUGUCAUGAAUGAGCCCCAUCGCAUCAGUGGCCUCAUUCACCUUUAGGGUUCUGGUGUCUUGGGGAGGGGGAGCUGUCUUCUCAUUAUGGGGCAUUGUCCUGAGAUCUCUGCUCUGUUCCUGCUUCACCUGAGUAUAUCUGGGAAAAAAAACUGAUUUGAAGGUAUGUUUUGUGAAGCUUGCCACUAGCACAAAAAUUCCUAAUUAUGGCUCUAUACCUCUAUUUUUCGUCUACUUUUUCAUUUAACUCUGAGCUGUCACUUAGUAGAGUGUGAGGUAUGUUUAAGUGUUGAAAGAAUGGGGUGAGUUUGCAGAAGACACCACAGCAAAACAGGAACCCCACCCCACUGUACCAUGCAAACAUUCUUGAUUGGUCUCUUACAGCAUUUGAACAAAAUUGAUAAGCCUUAUCCAACAUCUGUAGAGUUGGGAUUUUUAAAACUACGGGAAACUAAUGAAAGAUGUUUACAUGAAUGAUGUUUGAUGUUACUGAGUUUUGAAUGAGUUUUUAUAGUGUGUCUGGGUGCAUGUAUAAGGAAGUAGGAAAAAUGUUUCUGAAAUAAAACUUGACAAAUAUUUGUAAUGAGAAGUGAAUUUUAAAUAUUGCUAUAAUUGCGCUAUAGAAGCAAUGCAAGUAUUAAACAAAAAAAAAUACAA